Nerophis lumbriciformis (worm pipefish) is the source of this 6907-nucleotide messenger RNA. RefSeq names its product nuclear receptor binding SET domain protein 1a (gene nsd1a). The record is from RefSeq and is a predicted model, not a curated record. Gene Ontology annotation, molecular function: protein binding; histone methyltransferase activity. NCBI's taxonomy places the organism in Eukaryota, Metazoa, Chordata, Actinopteri, Syngnathiformes, Syngnathidae. Gene Ontology annotation, cellular component: nucleus.
UCGGUCGCUCUCCGGGCUUGUUUCAACACAAACCGGAGGCCAGCACCUCGACAGCAGGCGGGGAUCAUGUAGUCAAUAAGCUAGCAGUGCCACAAGGGGGGGGGACCGCCGAUGGCUCGCUGACGAGCGUCGCCGUCACGCACGGAGCCUUUUUUUUUGUGUUUGUUAUUGUUGUUGAAUGUUAUCAGAAGUGCUACUUUUUUGUCUUCCUAGAGUGGCACUUUUGUGGAAAGGGCCGGUGGUGCAGAGAAUGAGCGCCUCGCCUGGGCCUACUCGGGACGGCUGCUGGGAUUGUGCACAGCUGCGCACAAACACUUGCUUUGUGCGACACAAUCACCAAUUGGUGCCCCGGUGACCGAUCACCACAAGGGCCGAGCCAUGACAACAUGAGUCAGUCUUACAGACCGGCUUUUCGCUCGGCGUUCGGCUCCCCCGGCCAGCCGGAGCCGAGGCCGCACAAUGGCCUCACGGGCAGUUCCUACAGGAGUCAAUGCGGCAAGGCCAGGCUCGGGUCGGAGCAGCCCUCGGGAGUGCAGUCGGAGCGCCCCAACUGUUACAGCCCGCUGAAGAGGCUGCAUGACUUUAACGCGAGAGUCAGAAAGGCGGACUUCCAUGUUCGGAACAUAUUGCACUCUUCAAGCCCAAUCAGUGACAAUGAUGAUGACGAGUUUGAGCCGCCGUCGGUCCUUCUGCCUACCUCGCCAUGCAACGGGGACACGGACUCAUUCGAAUCUCUGCCACAGGUCCACAGAAUCGGCUUCCCCACUCACAAUCCGGACGUCCGAAAGCGAUGUUCUCCCACCACCAACGGCUACCUGCAUUUUGGCUCUAUGCUGUUUGACAGCGGCGACGUUAAGCAGCAGCAUGAGCAGGGGGUGCACAAACCGAGCGAGAACUUCAUACCCUUUCACCGGACAUGGGACCACACUGUUGCCAGCUCAAGAACGCCGAGCGUUUCGAGCUCGGACAAAAGGACUUACAAACCUACCGUUUUUAAUCUCAUGUCCAAAACUAUAUCUGAGCUCAACCCCACUCUGAGCCCCAGCGCACUUCCAGACAUCACCAUGAGAGACGGGUGGAGCAUGGACGAGGGAUCAGAAAGUGAUGGAGAGCUUGUGUCUCCUGAUCCAGGGAUUGUUUCACCAGCUGGCACCAACUCCAAUUCCAACAGCCCAAAGAAAAGACUUGCUCCAUCGGUGCAACAUGUGGAAGGCGAUGUGGUAUGGGCUAAGUUCAACAGACGGCCCUGGUGGCCAUGCCGAGUUCUCCGCGACCCUCAACUGGGCCUCCACACCAAGAUGAAAAUUCCCAGUCCUCGUCCCUGUCGCAUGUAUUUUCUGGAGACCAUUGGAGAGAUUGUGGAGUCUGCCUGGGUCCCUGGGAACGCCAUUUUUCCUUUCCAUGGACUCUAUGAGUUUGACGACCUGCCCGUGCUCCGGCGGAGAGGCAAGCAGAAGGAGAAAGACUACAAGUACACGAUACCCAAAAGUUUGCGGUCUGCAUGGAACGUCAGUGUGGCAGAAGCUGAGCGUAUCUGCUCCGUUCAACAAUUUAAUGCCAAGCGUUUGCCUGCAAUGUCUCUCAAUGGAGAGGAGUUUGCACUGCGCCCGCUCCAUCCUGACACACAGCAGGAGCCCCCUUCUUUCAGUGUGGACGCAACUCGGCUCCAGUCCCCCAGGAGAAGUGAGCAACAAGUAAUGAAAAACUCAGCAGACACGCCGUCGAAUAAAAAAACCUGCAAAAAGAAAAAGAAAUGUCUGUCCGACAUAUUUGGCCAUAUUAUCAGUGGGUCACAGGAGUCUGUAGCCAACAAGGACACAAUGGACAUUUAUACAACAAUCCACACAGCGAAACAAGAACCACAGAACUCGCCCUAUACAGAUCUGGAAUCAGUUCCCGUGUUACAUUGUCCAAAACGUAUUGCAGUUUCCCCAUUGCAGGAACUAGACGGACCUUACAGUCAAGUAAAAACAACGGUCACACAAAGUCAUCAUUCUGCCAGUGUUAUUAGGGGUGUCCCUUUGGACUGUAGAAAUCAGGCAAUGGCACAUGGGUCUAGCACAAGCCUUCAUGCCAGUGGUCGCCUCAUGAGAGCCAUUGAAGCAAGGGAAGAGGAUGAUCUCCAAGAUGCCCUGGCCUUAUCCCACUCUGAUUGUCGUACUGAAACCCCAAGUGACGCAGCUCGGUUAAAAACUAAAAAGUCUCCUUGUUGGGAUUCAAUCUCUGAUAGAUCUUUCGCUGUAAAUCGCAUCUCUCCGAAGAGGCGUGCGAGGAAACCAGACAAGAAAAAAAUCACAAUCGGCUCAAAUUUAGGCCAGCGUGUCUCCUUUACACAACCGGUUCAAAUUAAGACCGAGAAUGUUAGCUCAUUGUCGUCUUCUGCAUUGUGUCCCAUUGACGCUAUCGGGGAUAUGAAGGAAAUCACCUUUAAGUCGCUUGUUGAAGAGAACACCGACUCCCAGGGGAACUCAUUUCAUCCCGAUUCUAAUUAUAAGUUCAGUACCUUCCUCAUGCUCCUCAAAGACAUGCAUGACACCAGACAGAAAGAAGGUAAGCCUCUGCUUAUCCCACCAUCCCCGUUCCUCAUCAAGGAGGAACCGCUGGUUAUUCCUUCUCCUACAUGGGCCGAUCCACUGCGGGGGUCUUCCGUGAGCCAAGGCAUCAAAACUGAGUUUGGACAAUUAGGAGAAUUUUCAAAGGUAAAAACUAAGUCCAAGACAAAAUCUAUCAUGUCAGCAGACACUUAUCAUUGCGAAGAUUUUGCAUUACACAUUGGGAACACGGACAAACAACGGAGAAAACAGAGACUUCCUGCCAAACUGAAGCCUCAACGACCUGGUCUUCCCUGUAACAUGGCUGACUUGGCUUUCGGCAGGGAGUUUGUCAGUGGCCACGCUGAUUUAUCUGGAUCUGAUCACCCCAUUGCGGAUGAUCCCAAUGCCAACUACCUCGACAAGAUCACAGAAUCCCCCUUGGCCCCAAAGAAACGCUGGCAGCUGGUCGAGGAGAACGUGGCCGGCGUAAAUUUUGAGAUGAACGGAUUGGACACUUUAAAAACAUCUCCAGAUGUUCUCGUGGAACCUGAGAGGCAGCUAGAGAACAACUCUUUCUCUGAAUCGAGCAGUGCAACCGGAAAUUCGGAGAACAAACGCCUCCGUAAACCAACAAAAAGGCUCUUGGAGUCCACUGAGGAAUAUGAACAAAUAUUUACCCCGAUAAAGAAAUCCAAGAAACACACAUUGGAGUUGUCUGAUGCGGAUCCUAGUGACACCAGUGAAAUUGUAUCGCUGCACCCGGAUACCAACAUCAAACCGGAGACCAUUACUUCAUUGUCACCCUCAAUGGCGCCCUCUGCACCUCCGGCAACAGAAUCGCAUAGUCCAUCUCAAGAUGAAUGCCCCGCUGAAGGGCCCUCCUCAUCCUCAGCCACUAGUCAGCCCCAUUUAGACUCUGACACAGCCGAAGAAGCUGAUCUACCUCUCAAUUCUGACUUAACAGCAGAAAGAAAGAGGCCUCGGAAGCUGUCGCACAAAGUUUUGGAUUGUACCAUUGAAGAAGUCUCUGUUCCUGUGAAGAAGGAGGAGCCAAAGUGCCCCCUUGGACUUUUAACUGAAGUAAAGGUGUUGGUCAAGAAAACUGUGAUACUUCCAAAGCACAAACUUAAAGAAAACGUGGAUGAACCCAUAAAGAAAGACAAACCUGUUCCCAGCAAAUCUACUGCCUCUCCAACUUCCGAGGCCAAAGAGGACACCAGAGUUCUCACUCCCGAAACACUGCCUGUCCUGUUGGAACCAAAGUCCCCUAAACAGGAGAACGAAGUGACACCCUGCAGCACUGAAGACAAACCUAACACAGAAAAUCUUAAAGCUGAGGUGCUUUCUAACAGUUUGUCUGACAGCCUGUCUUCCCAAGUGGAUGUUAAAGGGAAAAUAAGUGCUACUUCCUUAAAGGAGAAUGUCUGUCAGGUGUGUGAGAGGACCGGAGACCUUCUGCUCUGUGACGGCCACUGCUAUGGAGCCUUUCACCCACAGUGCAUUGGUUCUUCUGUGGCGCCCAAGGGAAAGUUCCUCUGCCAACAAUGCACCUCCGGCGUUCUCACUUGCUUUGUGUGUAAGAAGUCUGACAAUGGUGUGAAGCGGUGCAUGAUCCCACUGUGCGGGAAGUUCUACCACACCGACUGCAUCAUGACCUUCUCUGCCACGCAGCCACAUAACAAAACCUUUCGCUGCCCCUUACAUGUUUGUCUGUCGUGUCACAUCACCAAUCCUCUCAAUUCCUGCUGUACCAAAGGUCGCUUGGCUCGCUGUGUGCGCUGCCCUGUGGCUUAUCACGCCAACGACAACUGCAUGGCAGCUGGCAGCCUGGUGCUGGCCAACAACAGUUUCCUAUGUCCAAACCACUUCACUCCUCGUAAAGGCUGCAAGAAUCAUGAGCACAUCAACGUGAGCUGGUGCUUUGUGUGCUCUGAAGGAGGCAGUUUGCUUUGCUGUGAAGCCUGCCCUGCUGCUUUUCAUCAGGAAUGUCUGAACAUAGAGAUGCCUCAAGGCAGCUGGUUCUGCAACGACUGCAAAGCAGGGAAGAGGCCACGGAUCAAGGAUAUACUGUGGGUCAAGUGGGGACGGUACAGGUGGUGGCCUGCUGAAGUGUGUCUGGCCAAAGAUGUCCCAAAUAACAUCUUGAGGAUGAAACACGAGGUGGGAGAGUUUCCGGUGCAGUUUUUUGGCUCCAAAGAUUUUGUAUGGACUUAUCAGGCCCGAGUGUUCCCUUACAUGGAGGGUGACACUCACAACAUUGAGAAAAUGGGCAAGGGGGCAGACGCGGUGUAUAAAAAUGCCCUGACUGAGGCAGCAGAGAGAUUCAAAGAGCUGCAAGCAGAAAAGGAGAUGAAGCAGCUUCAGGAGGACAGAAAGAACUAUAAGAAACCUCCGCCAUACAAGCACAUAAAGGCAAAUAAGCCAAUUGGGAAGGUGCAGAUCAUCACGGCCGACCUAUCUGAGAUCCCGCGGUGUAACUGCAAGGCGUCGGACGAGAACCCAUGCAGCGUGGAUUCUGAGUGCAUUAAUCGCAUGCUGUUGUACGAGUGCCACCCUCAGGUGUGUGCAGCCGGGGAACGAUGUCAGAACCAGGCCUUCACGAAACGCCAGUACACGCCCGUGGAGAUAUUCAGGACACUGUCGCGUGGCUGGGGUUUGCGCGGCGUGUCCGACAUCAAGAAGGGAGCUUUUGUGAGCGAAUACGUAGGGGAGGUGAUUGAUGAAGAAGAAUGUCGAGCCAGAAUUCGUCACGCUCAGGAGAAUAACAUCUGUAACUUCUACAUGCUGACGGUAGACAAGGACCGAAUCAUAGAUGCUGGACCCAAAGGGAACCAGGCUCGCUUCAUGAAUCAUAGCUGCCAACCAAACUGUGAAACUCAGAAAUGGACUGUGAACGGGGACACCCGUGUUGGACUGUUUGCACUACAAGACAUCCCAGAAGGUGUGGAGUUGACUUUCAACUAUAACUUGGAGUGUCUCGGUAACGGCAAGACCGCCUGUAAAUGUGGAGCACCCAACUGCAGCGGCUUCCUUGGUGUUCGACCGAAGAACCAGCCGCCGGCUGAGAAAAUGAAGGAAGGAAAGAGGCGCGUGUCCAUGAAGAAGAAGACCAAGCAAGAGGUGACCAAAGAAAGGGAGGAUGAGUGCUUCAGCUGUGGCGAUGGCGGCCAGAUCGUGUCAUGUAAGAAGCCUGGUUGCCCCAAGGUCUACCAUGCUGACUGUUUGAACCUGGCCAAGAGGCCUGCAGGUCGAUGGGAGUGUCCAUGGCACCAGUGUGACGUCUGCACGAAAGAGGCGGUGUCGUUCUGUGAGAUGUGCCCUAGCUCAUACUGCAAAGCGCACCGCGAUGGCAUGCUCUUCAUCUCCAAGCUGAACGGCAAGCUGUCUUGUAGCGAACAUGACCCCUGUGGGCCCGACCCUCUGGAACCAGGCGAGAUCCGCGAGUACGUUCCCAAUGCCACUUCUGUGAAACCCGGCCUUGUGGCGUCGCCGCUCACUUCCUGUCCACUCCCAGACUCCCAAGGCUGCGCUCCUGUCGCCUCACACGGCGACCAGACUAGCCCGGCCGCGCGAGAGCCUCCUCCUCGUCUCUACAUCAACACUAAAACAGCGACCUCGAGCUUCAUCCCCACCAACAUGUCUUACCUCACAGGCGACAAAGCUUUAUCCAGCCCGACCUCCUCCAAAGACGAGAGCGAGGACGGCGAGAUGGAGGACGGCGAGAUGGAGGACGGCGAGGUAUGCGGGUUAGAGGUGGACCUGGGAGAAGACGACGAAGCCGAGGGCGACGUGGAAGAAAUGGAGUUAGUAGAAGAUGAACCGAUGUCCGACGACUGCUCGGAGGAGGCAGGUGACAGUUGCGGUGAUUACGUGGAGGACGAUACUGGUGGUGAGGACGGCUGGAGCGGAGGAGAGGAGCACAAGUGACCCUCAAUAAAGCCACCUACUGUACUUGAAUGCAACAUUGCCUUCUCCUUGGUACAUUGCCUUCUCAUCCCAGGCUGCGGAUGUGUAUCGGUGCUACGGCUCGACUCCUUCACUCACUUUCAUAUACUUUUGUUCAUAUUUCUUUAUUUGUGUCUGGUGCUGUAAGCCUCAGUUGUUCAUUCUUUUAGACAUUGUUUACAUUUUCUGCCUUUUCUUAAGACAUGUUUGAGAUAUGGAAAAGGUAUAUCUGACCAAACUGUAAUCACAAGGGCAUUUUGUUGUUGUUGUUGUUGUUGUUGUUGUUGUUGUUACUGUCUUAACUUUGACUUCUUAAAAAAUUAACCUGAAAGAACAUGGCAAAAAAAAAAAAAGAGUGGUCAUUUAUUUGUCACAAUGUUUCCAUGAUAUAUUUUGACCCUGAUGCAAAAAUAAACACACUGGAGUCA